AUGCCGACCAUCCGAUCCGCCGCUAACGAAAAGCAUCUACAGGUUCGAACCAGACGAGCGCGGGAGACGCCUGAGUCGGCACGGCCUGAAAAGGAACAUGUCGGCCAGUCACCACAGAUUACGCCGCUGGACGGCCUGGUCUGGGAGAAGGAGGAGCCCAAGCAGCUGAGGCCGUUCAAGCCAACCUACCACAUCACCAUGGCAUUGCAGGCCGACACCCCACAGGACCUCAUCACCAUCGACCGGGACUACCUCGAGCGCGUCACCCUCCGCCGGCGGCUCCUCGCCUCGCACCCCGCCACCGUCCACGGCUGCACCCCCCACGGCGGCGCCUCCGUUCGCGAGCUCUACUCCUACCUCCUCGGCUCCUACCUGCCCCGCCGCUACCCGACCGUCUUCCAGCUCGUCGGUGGCUCGCUGCGGAACGCGGCCACCGGCGCCACGCACCCGACGACGUGCCCCGACGACCCGGAGGCGGCGCUCCGCGUGCUCGGCGAGACGGUCGAAGAGGACCUGUUCCUGCUGCGGGAGACGCCGCAGGGCCACGAGUCGACGGCGUUUGUGUGCUGCUUCCCGUCCGGCUUCGACCCGAGCGAGAAGCUCGGCCGGCUGCUGAGCGAGAUCCACCGGCCGGUGCCGGCGUACGAAAAGAUCGCCAAGAGCAUGGAGCGCUUCUUCGGCAAGCUCGAGGUCGGAAAGAGCGUCAAGCGGAUGAAUUGGUCCGUCCAGACGCAUGACCAGCUCUUCAACUGCAAGGGCAACCACAUCAUCGAGCACGAAGACACGUACAUGCCCGACGAAGACGUCGACAUUUCCCAGACCUUUGUCCGCAUCGAGCUCCAGACACUCACCCGCCUGCCCGAGACGCGCGCGAUCCUCUUCUCCUUCAAGACGUAUAUGUACCCCGUCCGACAGCUCAAGGAGGAAGGCGGCGGGCCGGCGUUUGCCGAUGCCGUCGACGGCCUGGCCGACGGCAACGCGCCCGGGAUGCGCAUCUACAAGGGCAGCGUACGCUGGGGCAAGAAGGUGUGCGAGUACCUGCGUUCCUAG
Cordyceps fumosorosea ARSEF 2679 is the source of this 1050-nucleotide messenger RNA. RefSeq lists its product as hypothetical. Lineage: Eukaryota; Fungi; Ascomycota; Sordariomycetes; Hypocreales; Cordycipitaceae. The transcript is spliced from 4 exons. Bases 1 to 1050 code for a protein of 349 amino acids. The record is from RefSeq and is a predicted model, not a curated record.